AUGUUGCCAAGCAUUGACUCGGUGCGGGCCGUGGACUACCACUGGUCUUGGUGGCGUUUCAUGGGCCUAAAUCCACCGAACUUGGAAGAUGGGUUACUGAUGCGAUUGUACAAUAUGCACAGGACUGUUUGGAAUUUCUUUUUCGCCAUCUGCUUUCCACUGACAAUACUCAUAAAUUGUUUUGUGGCCGAAUCUUUUUUGGAGCUCUGCGAGAAUCUUUUUGUGACUAUGCCAGCCUUUUUUGCCAUUAUCAAAUAUGCCAACGCGUGGAGGGUGCGUGGCCAAUUAAAGCAGAUCCGUCACAUCCUGAGACGACUGGACGGUCGUCUGCAAACUUUGGAGGAGCAAGGUUUAAUUUCGAGUGCCGAUCGUCAGUGUAAACGAAUGUUCAAGGCCCUACUAGCUUUUUCAAUUGCUUUACUUUCUUCCGCGGGAUUGGUCGUUCACUGGUCACCUACCCGUCAGUUGCUGUUCCCAUCCUGGUUCCCCUGGAACUGGUGGGAGACCCGACAACGUUUUGUGGCGACACUACUGCUGCAGUUGGUGGGCCUCUUGAUGCACUGUCUGAUUGAGGUGUGCAAUAAUACGUAUCCGCAGGCAUAUCUCCCCAUGGUGGCCGCACACAUCAAAGCCCUCUCCAUGCGUAUCAGGCGUUUGGGGCAAGAAUGUGACCAGCGCCAAGAGCAGGCCUAUCUCGAGCUGGUGGACUGUAUUGGGGAUCACCAAAUCAUUCUGGAAUUGAUGGAUACGCUGGAACAAUCGCUAUCGCUGGCCUGUUUCUUUCAGUUCUUUUGCACGGCCAUGUCUCAGUGCGCCUUGGGGCUAGUCAUCUUCUAUAUCGAUCUGAGUCCAUCUAAACUGCUUUUUCCCUUAUUUAUGUUUUUCGGCAUAACAUUGGAGACCUCGAUAAUUUGCUAUGCCGCCGAGUUGGUCUUCCACGAGGGUGAGCAGCUCAACAUCGCAAUUUACUCAUGCAAUUGGGUCGACCUGAAUCUGAAAUUUCGACGGGCCUUGAUUUUAAUGUGUCAGCGAUCCCAGAAACUUAGGGUGAAUGUGGCGGCCAAGCUUACACCGAUACGGCUGGCUACCCUAUUGGCGGUGUUUAAGGGAGCCUAUUCGAUGUUUACAGUUUUACGAAACGUGGUCAUGAGGGAAUAG
Molecule: messenger RNA, 1158 nt
Organism: Scaptodrosophila lebanonensis
Lineage: Eukaryota; Metazoa; Arthropoda; Insecta; Diptera; Drosophilidae
Product: putative odorant receptor 19b
Exons: 3
Coding region: 1-1158 (385 amino acids)
Biological process (GO): detection of chemical stimulus involved in sensory perception of smell; sensory perception of smell
Cellular component (GO): plasma membrane
Molecular function (GO): odorant binding; olfactory receptor activity
Source: RefSeq, a predicted model, not a curated record